Molecule: messenger RNA, 598 nt
Organism: Bombus pyrosoma
Lineage: Eukaryota; Metazoa; Arthropoda; Insecta; Hymenoptera; Apidae
Exons: 5
Coding region: 1-537 (178 amino acids)
Source: RefSeq, a predicted model, not a curated record
AUGUAUAAUUUGAAGGAUUCAAAUACAACAAAUGUAGUUUCCUUCAAUGAAAAGAUUUCAGAAAAAGUCUGUCAUCGAUCAAAAGGCCCUACUGACAGCUUACAAAAAGUAGAAAAAUUAGAAAAUAAUAAACAUGAUGUACAUCAAUCACCAGAAAUAAAUAUUAGGAAUAUAAGAAAGACAAAAUGUCUACCUAUAAAAUUUCAAAAACUAAUGAUUCCAAGGAAAAAUACAAAAUUGAGUUACCAUUUCAUUAAAAAGAAUAAUAAUUCAUCUAAUAUAUUAAGUGUGCGAAGAAAUAGUAAUAUCAAAAAUGUACUCGAUGAUUCACACAAGGUGGCAGUCCAGUCAGAAUUCAUACAGGCGUUGGCAGAAGAAAAGUAUACAGUGGAUAAAAUAAGAUUUGGGAAUAUAAGUAAAGUUAGCAUACUUCUCUUGUAUCUUCACUUUUUGCUUUGUUAUUAUCUGUCUUUUUCAAAAACAAGCCAUUUUGUUGAGCUUUUUGAAAUGUGUCCGGCGAAGAACAAUGGAGAUUGAUUAUAUGUGUUUAUAUAACAUUUACAAUUAAUAAUAGAGGAAAUGAUGCAUUUUGAACAAU